Molecule: messenger RNA, 2977 nt
Organism: Culex pipiens pallens (northern house mosquito)
Lineage: Eukaryota; Metazoa; Arthropoda; Insecta; Diptera; Culicidae
Gene: Sou
Product: E3 ubiquitin-protein ligase RMND5A
Exons: 6
Coding region: 634-1830 (398 amino acids)
Biological process (GO): proteasome-mediated ubiquitin-dependent protein catabolic process
Cellular component (GO): cytoplasm; GID complex; nucleus
Molecular function (GO): ubiquitin protein ligase activity; protein binding
Source: RefSeq, a predicted model, not a curated record
CUUAUUUUCAUUCGCGAAAGAAAAUCGGAGGAGCAAAGUUGGUGUUGUGGUUGGUUCACUUUUUCUCUGCUCGGUGCGUUGAAAUUCCGCGUUUAGUGGCCACCGUCGGUCUCCGAAUCACGUCUCCGUUCGGUAGUGUCGAUCCAGGGCAAAAUCCGGAACAGCCCGCCUCCGUUUGAGGUGGAAAUUCGUCAAGUGUUUUGAUUGCGUUUGAAGAGCAAAAAAAAACUAAAAAGUUGAGAAGAGGAAAAAGUGUUGCGUUCGGAACGGGACCCACAGCCGGAUCAGGUGUCGGAGAGCGGAGGAAAAGAUGGACGUAAAGCAGUGAAAGAUUGGCCCUUUCUUCCCUCCACCGUGUGCCGUAUCGUUGGCCCACUUUUACUCCGUUUGGCUGGGAGGACCUCUCGUGAACCUUUCUUUGUUGUCUGUCACCGUCCUCUCGUUUGAUUGAGGACACGACCGGGGAGGAAGCCCCCGAGGGAAAGUGAAGGAGCAGCAGCAAGCGAAAAAAAAAACAACACUCGAAAAAGCAAAAGGACCAGACUGGUUUCAAAACAAAGACUCGCACCCGCAUAGCUUUAAUUAGUACCACUUUUGACUGAAUCUCUGGAAGCAUCCGGAUCGCGCAGAAAGAUGGAAUCGUGUGCCGCCGUCGAGAAGGAGGUGGACAAAGUCAUCACCAAGUUUUCGUCCAUCAACGAGCACUCGCAGCGGGUGCUGUCCGAUGUGACCACCUUCAUCGAGCAGCUGCGGAAGUCCAUCGCGGAAGGUCCCGGGGACGAACAGCUGACGCCGGGCCAGGUCGAGCUUCUUCACACGGCCAUCGCCAACGCCAAGGACAAGCUGCAGCGGCUGACGACGGACCACCGGGACCUGCACGGCACGGUCAGCAAGGUGGGCAAAGCGAUCGAUCGUAACUUUGUGGGGGACUUUACGGCGACCUCGCGCAACGAUGUGUUCCAGUCGGAGCGGAACGUGGUGCUGCUGAACAAGAUCAUGGCGCAGCACUUUUACCGCCAGGGCAUGGACGACGUCGCGGACACGUUGAUCCGCGAGAGUGGCCUGCCGCAGGAGGAAAUCACGCCGGAACCGUACGCCGAGCUGCACCGGAUAUGGGAAGCGAUUCACGAGCACAACUUGGUCCCGGCGCUGGAGUGGGCCUCGCGGUACUCGGACGAGCUGGACGCGCGCCACAGCACGCUCGAGUUCAAGCUGCACCGGCUGGCGUUCAUGCAGAUCCUCAACGGCGGAAUCCACGCCCAAACCGAGGCCAUCUCGUACGCCCGCACCAACUUUGCCAAAUUCGUCAAGCGCUUCGAGAAGGAAAUCCAAAUUCUGAUGGGCACGCUAAUCUACCUUCCCAACGGCAUCCAGAACUCGCCGUACAAGUACCUCACCGCGCCGGAAAUGUGGGUCGAAGCGGCCGACGUGUUCCUCAAGGACGCGUGCACGCUGCUCGGCAUCAACAAGGACUCGCCGCUGUCGGUCGUGGUGAACGCCGGCUGUACCGCCCUGCCAGCCCUGCUCAACCUCAAGCAGGUCAUGAUGUCCCGCCAGGUCACCGGCAUCUGGAACGGCCGGGACGAACUGCCAAUUGAGAUCGACCUCGAUCCGGAGAACCGCUUCCACUCGAUCUUUGCGUGUCCGAUUCUGCGCCAGCAAAGCUCGGACGACAAUCCGCCGAUGAAGCUGCUGUGCGGGCACGUCAUCUCGCGGGAUGCGCUCAGCAAGCUGAGCAACGGACCAAUCCUCAACAAUACUUUCAGAUUAAAGUGUCCGUACUGCCCGAUGGAGCAGUGCCCGUCCGACGCGAAGCUCAUCUACUUCUAAAAGAAGGAAGGACGUCGUCGUGAGAGCUGGGAAAGAGCAUGAAAAUUAACCUAUUUUAUCGUGUACUUGUGUGUGCAUCGGAUCGCUUCCAGUGGGUGUGGGUGUGCGUCGCAAAGUGUGGGACGAAAAAGUUUUAAGCAAAAAAACUUUAAAUGAAAUUAUGAGGGUAAAUUUACACUAAACUAUAAAUAUAUCUAUUCAGAGAGAGAGCGAGAGAAGGAGUGAAAAAAGGUUCAAUUAAGGAAAACCAUCAUCUACGUUAAGGCGGACUGCUGUUGAAUGAACGAGAAAAAGAGAAAUUGAGAUAGAGAAACUUGGAAGGAUAGGCGACCGAGCAUGAUUCGUACUGAUAAACGAACGUCACAUUGUGUUUAUUUUAUUUUUUGUUUCGUUGGAUUAAACCUUAUCUAAUCAUCCUUAUUCCCCCUCCUUCGCCGCGCACAUAUACAAGAAAUAUCAUUCGCUGCAAUUAACAUAUUUUUUUCUUGUGUUAGAUUUAGAUAGUUUUUUUUCUUCUUCCUAUUUUUUUUGAUGAUUGUUUUGUUUGUUAAUCAAGAAGUCUAUACGCGUAAUAAAACAAUAGAGUGAAACCGUGAUGAGUUCACUUCUUGAUAAAUAGUUUUACAUUAUACACCUAUCUAAAUAUAAAAAAAUAUAUUAAAAAAUAAUGAUGAAAAAAAAGAACGAAUGAAAUAUGUGUGUGUGUUUGUUGUUUGUUUGAAAGGAAAAGGCGGUGUUAGUAGUUUGUAGAAGAUACAAAAUAAAUGAAUGCAUAAAAAUUAAAAAAAAAGAAAAGAGAAAUAAAAAACUAGUGGGCUUGCCACUGCCGAUAAAAUGAAAUGAAACGAUCAAUAAAUGAUUUACAAUUUUUACAUACACUCACAGCAGAGCGAAAAAUAGAAUACACAAACUUAUGGAAAGAUGGUAAAACACGUAUAAACACAGGAAAUAGAUGGCAAAAAUAGAGGGAAGUGGAAUCGCGCUAGCCUGUAUUGCGAUGAUAAACAAACAAUUACACACACUACAGAGAAAGAGAAAUAUGAUUGUGAAUCAUUGUAUGAGAGCAAAAGAAAAAAAAACAACAGAUAAACGAAAUUGUAAAUAAAGUUUUCUUGACGAAUAAAAGUAAACAAGUAAAUUACAUGAA